Spathaspora passalidarum NRRL Y-27907 is the source of this 2874-nucleotide messenger RNA. RefSeq lists its product as uncharacterized. Bases 1 to 2874 code for a protein of 957 amino acids. Lineage: Eukaryota; Fungi; Ascomycota; Pichiomycetes; Serinales; Debaryomycetaceae. The transcript has a single exon. The record is from RefSeq and is a predicted model, not a curated record.
AUGUCAAGACCUUUAUUAUUAUUAUUCAUAUAUUUUGCAAUAGCUAUUGCAGAUUUACCAGUAUUAGACUUAGUUGAUGAAGUCUAUGACUCGUGCCCGGUACAUUUCCAUCAUGUAUCUGAAGAUACACAUUAUAAUGUUUAUUCCGCUGAAAUGGUGGGCGACAAUGAGUAUUACUUAUCAAUAGAUUUCGAUUUCACAGAUGAAACAUGCUUGAGUAUGGGAUAUGUCACUAUGGAUAUCAUACAGACAAGUUAUGUUACGCAUUCGGAUAUAAAUAUAGUAGAGUUCUACCCAAAAUUUAGGGUUAAGGUUGAUCUAAGUGCCAACAAGAAUGACUUUGGAAUUCCCCAAAUAUCUGACCUCACAAUUUUGGUUUCCAGAAUCUGUGAUGGUACAAAUUUGUUUUGGAUUUAUACCCCUCGGUCUAUAUUGCUUGAUCAACAGUGUUCCACGCCACAUGUGAAAGAAACAAUCGAAUAUCUGGAAGUGGAAGAAGGAUUGGAUACAUGUUCUGUCAAAGUAGGAAAAGAAAUUUGUGAUACAAUCAAACCUACUAUACCAGAUGAUUCACUGGUACAACUAAGGCAGUUUAGGUUUACUUCAGUUGAAAAAAUUUUUGAUGAAUCAGACGAUUACGUGGUUUCGGUAGAAUUAGAGGUUGGUAUUUAUAACUCAUUCGUUUUAGAUGAAAUUGACCUUGUCUUUACCGAUGGAACACAAAAGACUAUAUCUCGUUCGCCAAACAGUCCUAUAUUUGUAGAUACCAUUGUUUAUACUGCUACUUGGGUCAUGACAGGAACACCAUGUGAUCAAGGAAUUUGCUCUACUCCAUUUGAUAUUGUGGUGCAUGGAAAGAUACCAAGUGAUACUGAGAAUGAGAUGAAUCCCGAGAAUUUCAUUUUCAAACAUGCUUGUCAAUCAGAUGAUAUAGAUAACUUAUCAGGUUAUCUUCCUAUAAUUGUUCUUCCUGAAAAUCAUUGCCAAAUAUCAAUUACAACCACACAUGACUUGCCACAGCCAAUAUCCACCUGUAAUGUUGACCGCACGGUUGAAGACUGGUGUAAAUUUAAUACCAACCUAACCCCAGAUAAACCACUUAGUUAUCUUACAAUCAUCCAUUUUGAAAAGGCACUGGAAAUAGACAAUGCAUACAUUGUUACAGUAGACUUUAUUACACCUAAGUUCUCUGGUUUCUUCCUAGGAAUCACAAUUAAAGACUUUGAAGCCCCUGAAAAUUAUCCUGAGGAAUUGAAAAUUCUUGCAUCUGACAUAGGUGAGCCAAUAAGCGUUAGGAAAAUACAUUAUACUAUCAGUUGGGUAAUGUCAGGUACCGAAUGUCCAGGGGAUCCAAGUAGCAAAUGUAAUAGUCCAUUCACCUUGAUCUUAUAUGGAGAAGAGUGCAAACCGGACUGUAAUGAGAUUGAGUUUACUUACACCAAUCGUUGUUUACAGAACGGUGAUGUUUAUGAUUCUCUGCAAGUGAAAGUACCUGCUGAUUGCCUUGCCAUUGAAACCGUGGAGAAACUUCCUUCAUACCGUUUUUCAACAUUUGAAGUGAAUUCCAUUAAAGCAACGUGUGAGCUGCAAGACUCUGAAAUGCAACCUACUGUUAAGAAGUUCGAGUUUGUGGAUGCUGCUAUAUUGACGGAUAUAGAUAAUGCAUGUCUUGUGACAUUAGAGUUUGAACUUGAUGCUGGUACAUUCGAUGAUUGUAUAGUACAAGAUGUGGUUAUCAAUAACUUGAAAACACCAGGUGACUAUCUAGGAAAUAAAAUUGUAAUAAAGAGCCAGGACAUCCAGUUAUGUGAAGAUAUAUAUCACUUUUUUGUGAAAUGGGUGAUGAAAACAGAGAUCUAUCUGGAAAACCAGUGGUUUUUGAAGUUGAAGUCGACUCCUUUUGAGAUCCAAUACAAGUGUAGAGAUGGUUUAAUGCUGUACACUUACGAACAUAGUUGUCCACAACCUGGAAGUGAAAAUUAUCACUAUCCCCAAGUCUUGUUUGAGAAUAGAAAGAACCAAGAUAAAGAAGAACCAACAAUAUUGAAAAGCAGUAACUCUGACACAUCUGAAGUUGAAAGUACAUCUGAAGUAGAAUCCACAUCUGAAGUAGAAUCCACAUCUGAAGUUGAAAGUACAUCUGAAGUAGAAUCCACAUCUGAAGUAGAAUCCACAUCUGAAGUUGAAAGUACAUCUGAAGUAGAAUCCACAUCUGAAGUUGAAACUACAUCUGAAGUUGAAACCACAUCUGAAGUAGAUGACUUAGACACAAGUAAUAUCACUGAUAUUGAUACGAUAGAAACAAUGGAGAUAGAUGACUUCGAUACAAGUGAAGAAUCAACUACUGAUACCUUGGAUACAAGUAUCACUACUGUGUUAGAAACAACUAUGGAUACAAGAAUAGACAUUUCAGAUACUUGGAGGAGCAUUGCAAAUAACACCAGUACAAAUACCGACUCUUCAAACGUGACUGAAUCUCCUUUGAUGCAAGUAAAUACCAUAAUUGAGACUGCUAUCAAUACCAUUUUCACUACUAUUUGUGAGUUGUCGACUUGCACAAGAAAGGCAGUUGUUGUCUCUACUACCAAAACAUAUUAUCACUCUAUAGUUGCUCAUUCCAAUGAACCUAAUGCAAAGUAUUCAACAUGCACCAGGGAAAAUGGCCAAGUUGAAGUCAUAUAUUCUCCUGGGUCACCAGUUACUUUCGGUUCACAACAAGGACAGCUUCUUUCUUCACAAACAACACGAAAACCUUUCCAGCAUUCAAAUCAACAACUUGAUACUGUAAUAGUUAACGAUGCUAAACAAUAUACCGGUGCUUCAUUUGUUUCUUAUAGCAUUAUUAUAUUGCUUUGCGUUAUUGCAGUAUUAUAA